Messenger RNA from Quercus lobata, 2006 nucleotides. Its product is annotated as UPF0481 protein At3g47200-like. The record is from RefSeq and is a predicted model, not a curated record. The transcript is spliced from 2 exons. Lineage: Eukaryota; Viridiplantae; Streptophyta; Magnoliopsida; Fagales; Fagaceae. The coding region runs from base 484 to 1911 and encodes 475 amino acids.
GUCAAGACAACGUUUGCUUUGUGUGUGGUCCUUCAUCUUGACUGUUUGCUUGCACAGGCCAGCUUGUGAAGUUGAAUAGUAACAACCUUAAUAAUUGUUGCCCUGAGAAAAAAGGCAAUGGCAAUGGUGCUUGUUAGUUGGUACCAAUAAUGCACAAAGUAAUGACAAGUAAAUGCGACUGUUGUAUGUCUGUCAGAAAAGACGUCAUGGUUAUGACGUAGAGAAAAUAAGGGUUGGGGGGUUCACUCAAUAAAUAGGAGGGCAAGAAGGUUUUGAGAAUUGCUAUGAAGUGUAGAGAAGUAGAAGAUUGUUUCUUAGAUGAGUGAGUUUAAGCUAAGAGUGAGAAGAGAGAGAAUCAAAUAGUCUUAGCCUUGCUUCGUUGGACAUGAUCUCUAUCAUAUUCUGCUGUUUCUUGGAGUAAAGUUUAGAAGGCUGAAGCAUUUUCUUUCAAAUACAAUUUGCAGGAAAAAAGGAACCUGGUAUAUGAAAAAGAUGUCCACGUCUGAUGUUGUUUGUUCAAAUGGAAAAGAAGUUCAAUGCUCAGAGAUUACCAUUGACCUUGAAGAUGUCAAGCCCGCCCAGCGGCACCCGAAGUGUUGCAUCUACAAGGUCCCCAACAAACUUCGCCAGGUAAAGGAAGAAGCCUACACUCCAAAGCUUAUUUCAAUAGGCCCUGUUCAUCACAACAAGAAGGAACAGGACAACAAGGGACAGGACAGCAAAAAGGAACAGGACCACAAGAAGGAACUGGAGAGUAUGGAAAGUUUGAAACUAAGAUAUUUCAAGGAAUUCUUUGGCCACACAACUUGUAAAGGCCUGAAGGAAUUUGCAUACAUCAUUGAGAAAAGAGAAAAAGAUAUCCGCCAUUGUUAUGCAGAAGAGAUCUCUAUGCCCGAAAAGGAAGAUUUCGUGAAAAUGAUUCUAGUGGAUUCUAUCUUUAUCAUUGAGCUCUUCUUGAGGACUGAUGCUAGGCAAGACUAUGAACAGGGUGACUAUAUAUUAAGUAAACCAUGGCUGGAGGAAGGCAUAAGGCAUGACUUGAUAUUACUUGAGAAUCAGCUUCCAUUUUUCAUUCUUGAGGAGUUGCAUCAUCAAAUUGAAUGUUCUCCAGGCAUUCGUAAGUCCUUUAUUGACCUUUCCUGUAAAUACUUUCUUCCCAAUGACAAUUGCAAGAACAUACCCGAAGUGAAGGAUGUAAAACAUUUCACUGAUUUGCAAAGAUAUUUCUACUAUUCACCAAACUUGGUUAGUGGAGAUAUUAUUGUACAUCUACAUAGUGCAACAAAGCUCGACACAGCAGGAUUGAAUUUCAAGAAGUGGAAGAAAAAAUCAUCAGAAGAUAUACGUUUGCUGGACAUUCAAAUCAAGAAGCCGGAUCUCUCAGAAAUUUGUCCACACUUCAUUUGCUCAUGGCUCUUGCAUUGCUUACCUUGCUUGAAAUACUUUCGGUGCUUGAAACGUAUGCAAACUAGCUUGGUAAUCCCACAAUUUGUGAUAAAUCAUGGAACUGAACACAUUUUCCGAAACAUCAUGGCCUUGGAGCAGUGUCAUUAUCCAUUUCAAGCUUAUAUUUGCAAUUAUAUCGUGCUAUUGGAUUUUCUUAUAAACACUAGAGACGAUGCGGAGUUGCUUGUUGACAAAAAGAUUAUUGUUCAUUCGUUAGGCAGCAGUAAAGAAGUCGCCAAAAUGGUUAACAAACUUGGCAAAGAAAUUGUGGAAAAAAAUUCCUGUUUCCAUAAUGUCGCUGUAGAGCUUAAUAAGCACUAUAAAAAUUGGUGGAAUAAAAAUAUCGCAUCCUUGAAAACAGUAUAUUUCCGUGAUAUUUGGAGAGGAACUGCAACUUUUGUUGGAAUUAUAGUCCUGCUUGCAACUAUCGGCAAUUUCCUUAGGCCUUUUGUCUAUCACAAAUAAGUUUCCUUUACUAUGGUACUGUAAUAUCAGUUGGAAAUCUGGCUUUCGUUGUAGUUGUUUUUGAAAAUAAUUAUGAUUAAGUUUAGCUUAUGAUA